AAGCACGUGUCAUGGCUGGCUGAGUGUGCACGUUCGCACGCCCACUAUCGGCAAGGAGGGUCUAAUCCCGGACUUUGGGCUGCAGUCGCUCGGCACAGAACUCCAAAGACUCCAUCCGAGAGCGCAAGGAAACCUACGUCAUGUCUGUCCUCACUCACCUGCUGGCGUGCCUGUUCGGCAUGGGCUCCUGGGUCUCCAUCAAUGGCCUGUGGGUGGAGCUGCCCCUGAUCGUCCCCCACAUUCCGGAAGGCUGGUACCUUCCGUCCUACCUUUCCGUUCUAAUCCAGAUGGCCAACGUAGGUCCGCUAUUCGUCACCCUGAUGCACCGUUUCCGUCCGGAAUCCCUCAACGAGGCGGCCGUCAUUUACGUCAUCGUCGCCCUCGGCACUGUGGCCAGCCUCCUGUUGGGUUUCUUCUGGAAGGAGACGGUCGUAGUGACGGGCGCUCCUCACAGUGUGCCUCUGCUCGUGCUCACCUUCUUCCUCGCUGCCGUCGACUGCACCUCCUCUGUGACCUUCCUGCCCUUCAUGAUGCGACUCCAGCGUCAGUACCUCACCACCUACUACAUCGGCGAGGGAGUGAGCGGACUGCUGCCGGCUGUGGUAGCACUCAUCCAGGGUGUCGGUGUGGUUCACUGUGUCAACGGUACUCAGUCUCAGAACCAGACCCACAACGCCACCAAUUUCUCUACGACGGUUGAACUCUUGGCUCAGCACCAGCCGGCCAACUUCUCAGCGGAGGUGUUUUUCUUCUUCUUGAGCGCCAUGAUGCUCGUGUGCCUGCUGGCCUUCCUACUGUUGAACCAUCAUCCUGCGGUGGCAAGGGAGACACCCAAAGGCCAGUACACCAACGGGGUACAGAAGAAGAAAUGGGUCGAGAAGAGGCCCAUGAUGGAUCCCUACCCACCCUCAAGCCAGAAGUGCAGGAGCAGUUUUGGCACCGGGACUUACAGCUGGAUGCAGGUGUUCUACAUCUUUGGGAUUCUGGCGUGGACCAACGCUCUAACCAAUGUGGUGCUGCCCUCGGUGCAGUCGUACUCGUGCAUGCCGUACGGGAACAACGUCUACCACUUGUCUGCCACCUUGGCGGCCGUGUCCAAUCCUCUGGCCUGUUUCAUCGCCAUGUUCUUCCAGAUAAGAUCCUUUUGGCUGAUGGGGGCGCUCACGUUGCUUGGCAGCGGUGUGGGGGCUUUUAUAAUAAGCAUGGCUGCUCUGAGUCCGUGUCCCCUGCUGGUGAACGACAACUCGGGUGGAGUCAUCAUGGUGUUGGCGUGGAUAGUCUUCGUUCUUACGCUCUCCUACGUCAAGGUGGUCAUCGGCGUGAUCCUGCGUGAUGAGGGUCACAGCGCCCUCGUGUGGUGCGGCGCCGUGGUGCAGCUGGGCUCCCUGCUGGGUGCUGUGACCAUGUUCCCGCUGGUGAGCGUGUACGGCUUGUUCGCGUCGGGCGACCCGUGCAACACCAGAUGUCCUUGAAGGAGGGGGGCAAGUUGAGGGAGGUCAGGUCGCAGCAUUGCAGCUGUUACAUGCUAACAUGAUGAUGUCCACACGUGUGCCAAGUGGUUAGAAUACAUUUUGAUAUUGUUAUUCAGGACUUUUAAUCAACUAUGUGAGGGUCUCUUUUGCUUAUUGGUCCAAAUUAGCGGCACCUUUUGUUUAUGUCAUAUGUAAAUAUCUCAAAUGCUACAGUCGCCUUACGAAUGUGGAAAAAAGGUGUGGCCGGGAGUGGCUUUUUUAUUUACAUGUCGUUUUUUUAUGAUGAUUUUGACAUUGACACAACAAACAUUGAACAGGAUAGCUUUCGUGCUGUCAUUGCUAACAAUAGAGAACCAUGUCAGGCUAAUACACAAUAAAUUGAAUCACUAGUGAAAAGUUCCACAAUAAUUAUUUUUCUAAAUCUAUUCCAUCAUGUGUUCCUCCUACCAGCUAGCAUCU
Molecule: messenger RNA, 1931 nt
Organism: Dunckerocampus dactyliophorus (ringed pipefish)
Lineage: Eukaryota; Metazoa; Chordata; Actinopteri; Syngnathiformes; Syngnathidae
Gene: slc52a3-2a
Product: riboflavin transporter 2
Exons: 4
Coding region: 141-1472 (443 amino acids)
Biological process (GO): riboflavin transport
Cellular component (GO): plasma membrane
Molecular function (GO): riboflavin transmembrane transporter activity
Source: RefSeq, a predicted model, not a curated record